This is a messenger RNA of Adineta ricciae, 1734 nucleotides long. NCBI's taxonomy places the organism in Eukaryota, Metazoa, Rotifera, Eurotatoria, Adinetida, Adinetidae. The record is from the annotation of a GenBank genome assembly.
AUGACUACGAUAUCUGGUAUAACCAAGUUUGAAAGUUUAUCCAAUGAAUUAAUGUUUGAAAUAUUUGAUUAUCUUGGUAUUUAUCAAGCUUAUCAAAUUUUCUUUAAUUUAAAUGAAAGAUUUCAACAACUUUCAACUUCAUCUAAUCAAUUAAUCGAAGUGAAUUUGUUUAAUUUAUCGAAAUCAUCAUUUGAAGAACAUUAUCAAGAAUUUUUUCAAUUGAAUAUUCAUCGGAUUCGUUCACUUUAUAUUUUCAAUCGAUCAAUGAUGAAUUCGAUCAUUUCAUUUCUUCCAAGUCGCACAUUAUUUAAUCGACUUGAAACACUUUAUUUGAAUAAUUUAGACUUGACAAAUUCAAUUCAGUUGUUCAAUUAUUUAUCACUAUUGCCAAAACUUUCAUCAUUAAUACUUUGUAUACUUGAUGGAGAUUUUGAUAGAAAUAUGCUCUACAAUGGAAUCUUUCGUUUAUCAUCAUUAAAAUACUGUAAAAUAUCAUCGAAUAGUUUUCAUAACGCGGAACACGGUUUGAUACCAAUUAUUAAUAGAAAUCAAAGUCCAAUUGAACAUCUUAUUAUUGAUUUUAUAAUUUAUCCCGAAGAACUUCGAUAUGUCUUAUCAUAUGUUCCAUAUCUCCGUCGUUUAUCAGCUAAUUUAACUUCCCGUAGGACAUUUUUACGACAAUCCAUUCGAGCAAUUUCCAAUAGUCUUACACAUGUUUCUAUUCGAUUAAGAGACAUGAGUUUCAAUGAAUUUGAACCUUACAUGAAGAUGUUUUUUUCAAAUCUUCAAGUUUUCUAUCUAUCAACAGAGAGGGAUAAUCAAUAUCUUAAUGCACACCGAUGGGAACAUUUAAUAACAAAUUAUAUGAGUCAUUUAAGAAUAUUUGAUCUUCAACAUAAAACAUCGUUACGUAAAAAUAUUCAACGUCAACAUUUAUUAAAACAAUUCUCAACAUUAUUUUGGAAUAGAAGAAAAUGGAUUUUUACACACGGUUAUCAAUAUUCAUAUCAAGGAUGUUUUUAUUCUACAGAACCAUACAGAAGAGAAAAAUAUACAUUGAGAUAUGAUAAAAAUCAACCCAAAUAUCUGACUCAAAUAAAUAAUAAUAACCUGACUUCAGUUCGUCAUGUUCUUGUUCAACAUCGAUUCAUUAUUGAAAAUCAAUCGAUCAAUUUUCCAAACCUAACUGAACUUACUUUUGGAGAACAUGUUUAUAUAUCCGACAAAUUACUGAAAAAUAUAUCUAAAAGUAAUAUUCUUUUAUUACAAGUAACAAAAAUAACGAUUAAUAACAUUGAUGUUGGUUUUUACGCAAUAAUUAAACUAUUAUGUUUAACUCCUAAUUGUAAAAAGCUCACACUUUCAUCAUUAUUAUUCGAAACAGAAAAUAUGACAUUGACACAAUUAGACAAGGAAUAUUUCGAAAAUUUUUCUUCGAAAAAUAUCAUUCAACAUGUGACUAUGAAAUUGUAUUCAUUCGCAGACAUUCAAUUAUUAGUCAAGUUUCUUCGUCGAUUAGAAUAUUUGACUAUUUCAGGUGAAUGCGAAUUUCAAGAAAUUAUCAAAUAUUUAUUAACUGAAAAGAAAUAUACUCGUUAUUUACAUUCAUUACAUAUUCAAAGUGAAGAAGAUAUAUGGCAAGAACAAUUAAUCAAUACAAUACAAGAAAUUGGACAAAACGACAGGGUUUCUAUAAAUUUUAUUAAUUAUCGUGAAUGUUAUUUAUGGUGGUAA